This is a messenger RNA of Closterium sp. Naga37s-1, 1392 nucleotides long. The record is from the annotation of a GenBank genome assembly. Lineage: Eukaryota; Viridiplantae; Streptophyta; Zygnematophyceae; Desmidiales; Closteriaceae.
AUGGGGGCGGCCGCAUCGACAGAGCUGGCAGAUGCGAUCGGCGCCGCGCCAGGAGGAAUGGGCGCUUCGCAUGCCUUGAGGAAGGGCGGAAAUGCGCGGGCUUCCGCGAAAGUGCAGCCGGUGUGGGACGAGGGGGAGGACGAGGCGAUCGAGCGGAAAGCGCGGCAGCUGGAACAGCUCAAAGACCGCGUGAACGCAGCCAUUGCGUCUGGUAGUCGUGUCAAGCAGCUAUUGGAGGACGAGGUGCGGCGCGAUCUGGGGCUGUCGGCAAUUCGUCUGCGGUUCACCGCGAACGGCGCGCUGGAGCACUGCAGCUUGUUCUCGGAGCCCGGCGGCCGGCACGGCUGCAACCAGGACUCCAUGAUCGCGUGGGAGGAUUUUAACGUCCCCGAAAUUGCGGGUCGCACGAGAGGUCGCAUGCCUCCUGGCGCCGCGUCUGACGUCAUCUUCUGCGCCGUAUUCGACGGUCACGGUCCCAACGGCCACCUCGUAUCGCAGCGCGUGCGCGACUCGCUCCCGAGCCGCAUCGCGUCGCUUCUCGCGCCGCCACCGGUAGCAACCGUGUCGCCAUACGGCCACCUCGACAAGAGCGCGCCGCCGAUGGCGCCUGCAAGCGACCAGCUCUUGCAGCGGCUCGGAGUAAAUGGAGGCAGCAGCAAGAGCAAAGGCGCUUCGGGCAAGGUCCACCCGCUGGGAUUAGCUCCGGGCUACGGCGGUGGCGGCGACGGCGGGAGCGGAGGGUUUGGGAAGACGUUGCAUCGGUCGCGAUCCGCAAAUUCGCUGGAUAAUUCCGCGCCUCGGGGGUCCGUUUCCCCCUAUCACUCGUCCUCGUCGUCAGCAUCCUCUACGUCGGCAGCGGCGGCGGCGGCGGCGGCCGAGGCGUCCAAGGAGGCGUCGAAGGCGCAGGUGGAGCGCGCGUUUCGGCGCGCGUUUUUGGAGAUGGAUGACGAGCUGCGCAGCCACCCGCACGUGGACGGCCACGUCAGUGGCAGCACCGCCGUCGUCGCUGCAUUGCUGGGCCGUCGAUUGGUGGUGGCGAGCAUUGGCGAUUCGCGCGCAGUGUUGGCGUAUCGUUGCAAGGCGGGCCACGCAGCUCCCGGGACCGCACCCGCAAUUAACGGCAUGCAGUGCAAACCGCUCACCAACGACCACAAGUGCAGCGUCGCCUCCGAGCGAAAGCGGAUUGAGCAAGCGGGAGGGCGGGUUCAGGCGUCGGAACACGAGCCUUGGACCCCACGAAUCUGGUUACCGCGUGAGCGAAGCCCUGGGCUGGUGCCCUCGCGAGCGUUCGGCGACUUCGUGGUGAAGGAUUACGGUGUGAUCGCCGAACCUGAUAUCCUGAUUCGGCACCUCACUUCGGAAGACGAAUUCAUUAUCCUCGCUUCAGACGGA